This is a messenger RNA of Papaver somniferum (opium poppy), 702 nucleotides long. RefSeq lists its product as uncharacterized. The transcript has a single exon. NCBI's taxonomy places the organism in Eukaryota, Viridiplantae, Streptophyta, Magnoliopsida, Ranunculales, Papaveraceae. The coding region runs from base 1 to 702 and encodes 233 amino acids. The record is from RefSeq and is a predicted model, not a curated record.
AUGGAGGAGAUUCAGCGUGAAAAUCCCAGAGCCCAGACUCAAAGACCUCAUCGAACCAACUCGGUGGAGCAAGCCAGCGGAUCCAAAAGGGGCGGUUCUGGCGAACGGCCUAGCGAGGAUAGGAAAGAACGAAGAGAUAAUCGUCAACGUGAGGAUCAGAAAUUCGAAGACCAGGUCUACACGAAGCUAAACACCAGCUACUCUCGCAUCCUAAGGGAGAUCAAAGGACGGGAAAAUCUUGAGUGGCCAUGGUCCAAAGGGAAACAGCCCCCAAGGUCCGAGAAAUCUAAGGAAUACUGCAAAUUCCAUUGCUUCAAUGGCCACCAGACCGAGAAAUGCAAAAACCUCAAGAUAAUGAUCCAAAAGCUGAUCGACGCAGGAGAUCUCAAGCAGUACAUACAGAAAGCGGAUACCGAAUAUAUGACCAAACGAAGCAAGCAGAUUCAAUUGCCUGAAGGAAACCGAACCCUUAAUACCAUCUCAUGCUCCGAAGCCGCAGGGCCUUCGCUAACAACGCAAAUAGGAAAAAGGUUAAGGAAACAAUUUGAAUACUACUAUGAACUGUACAAAAUCGAUGGAGUGGAGGUAGACGAACACGGACAUUGGAUGAACGCACCUAUGACUUUCGAUGCUGAAGACAUCGAAGAGGAUAUGGAAGAUCACAAUGAUCCUUUGGUCCUCACGUUACCAGUAGCAGGAUGA